Messenger RNA from Vicugna pacos (alpaca), 2097 nucleotides. The record is from RefSeq and is a predicted model, not a curated record. NCBI's taxonomy places the organism in Eukaryota, Metazoa, Chordata, Mammalia, Artiodactyla, Camelidae.
CCAUCUUCAAGCUUUGGUCAGCAUGGUUCUAGCUCAAGAGAGUCUUCUGGUUUUGGUUGGCAUGGGUCUGGCUUAGGUCAGUCAUCAAGCUAUGGACAACACCAAUCUGGGUAUGGUCAACCUUCUAGGCAUGGAAAACAUCAUUCUCCUUCAAGUCAAUCCUCUGGCUUUGGACAACAAAGGUCUAGAUCAGGUCAGUCUAGCUAUGGCCAACACAGGUCUGGCUCAGGUGAGUCUUCCAGUUGUGGCCAGCAUGGUUCUAGCUCUGGAUUGUCUUCUAGCUAUGGUCAUCAUGGAUCAAGCUCAGGACAGUCUUCCAGCUACGGUCAGCAUGGGUCUGGCUCAGGACAGUCAUCAAGCUGUGGUCAACAUACAUCUGGAUCAGGUCAGUCUUCUAGCUAUGGCCACCAUGGGUCUGUCUCAUCUCAGUGUUCUACCCAGAGUCAACAUGGAUCUGGCUUGGGCCAGUGUUCUAAUUCUGAACAAUAUGGGACUGGCUCAUGUCACUCAUCUAGCUCUGGACGAUGUGGUUCUGGAUCUGGUCAAUGUUCUAGCUAUGAGCAACAUGAAUUACAAGAGAGUUGUAGGUCAAGUUCAAGUGGAACUCAUGGUGAGGACAGUAGACCCAAAGUGGGCUCAACCCCUAAUCAAUCAAGAAGAAAUAGCCAGGAGUGGUCAGGAUAUAGCCAAAAAGAAAGAAGUAGGAGUUGCAGCCCAUUGAGUGGCAAGUCUGAUGAAAAUGAGAGUAUUCACAGACAAUCAAGAACAUGUGGGCAACAAAGCCAGGGCCAGUUGGAAUCUUGCUAUAGCCAUUCCAAUUGUAAUGAAGGCCAAUCAGGAAGCAGUUCUAGACAAGUAGAAAGCUCCUCAAGGUGUGACUUUGGACAAUCUACACCCUCCUAUGAACUGUCUAGCUCCAACACUACCAACACAUUGCUAAUCUGCAAGGAGGAUAAUAGACAAGGUGGCUAUUGUUACCAGAGAGAAGGAGGUAACCAUGGAGGGGGUCAUACAGACUCAAAUUCCCACAGUUUCUGUAGCAGCACUCCACUCUACGAAUACGUCCAAGAGCAGAGGUGCUAAUUCGAGGAAUGAAUAGUAAAUAGAAAUGAAGAUAUACAAUAAUAAAUAAUAUACAAUAACAUAUAUUUAUAUAUAUAUAAUAUAAGUAAUAAUAGAAAUCAAGUAGCAGUUUAAGAAAUAUGAAACUACAUACAAGCAAUUCAUUAUGAAACUUCUUUCUAACAGUCGAUGCAACUUUUCUUUUUAACCAUGUAACUAUAUUUAUUUCCCUGUUAUUGGGUUCCUUCCAAAGAAUGUAGGGCAUGGGGGCUACUUUGUUAGCAAAUACUGAGUUGAAUAAAUAAUGUGUGUGAAUAAAUUUGGAAGAAUUAUGCAAAGCAUUUAAGAAGCCUGAGGUUUAGCUGAGGUGUCUUUUUGAGAGCUUCUUACUCAUCAUAUGAGGCCAAAGAUAAUCUUUCAUCUCUAAAGAGCAAAAAAUUAUAAAUGCAUUACCAGUACUGGCGCCAAAGCUUCUCUUACAGCAACGUGGACCAUAGUUUUUCGUGUGCCUCACGAUGGAUGGUGGCAGAAAGGAGAAGACCCUAAAAGCAAAGAUGCAGCAUUGGUAGUUUUUUCUUUGCUUAUCAAAACCACCAAGCCCCUAUUCUUCAGCGCAUCUUUAAUCAGUAAAUUAACAAAAGGCAUUAAAAAGUGGCACCAGGUACUUCUCCCUAACCUGUGGGUGAGAGCAUUAUUUCUUAAAGGGCAGGGAUGAAUUGAUUCAGGAUUAAAGGAUCCAAAUGUGGGCUCUGACUUGGUUUCAGCAAGAAAGAUCUUGACCCCUACUCCUAAAAUUUUCUCCAGGUUAAAAAAUUCAGAAGUGCAAUAGGAUGAAAAUACAAUGGCUCCAAACUACUUCUGUAGUUCACUGGCCUUUCCUCAUAGGAAAAUGUCAUUUCUAGAGAGAUGGAACAAAACCUUGUCUGCCACUGCUUUAUAGUUACUUAGUUUGACUGUAGUAUAUUUGUUUCAAGUCUUUGGAUUCAAAUAACUGAACUUCAUUAAAACUAGCAAUAAAUACUGGUAAUCAAAUAA